Ipomoea triloba (trilobed morning glory) is the source of this 2855-nucleotide messenger RNA. Its product is annotated as tRNA (cytosine(34)-C(5))-methyltransferase-like. The transcript has 15 exons. NCBI's taxonomy places the organism in Eukaryota, Viridiplantae, Streptophyta, Magnoliopsida, Solanales, Convolvulaceae. Bases 68 to 2644 code for a protein of 858 amino acids. Gene Ontology annotation, biological process: RNA methylation. Gene Ontology annotation, molecular function: tRNA (cytidine-N5)-methyltransferase activity. The record is from RefSeq and is a predicted model, not a curated record.
CAAACAUCUCCCCGCAACCUUCUCUUCCUUUCUGCGUCGUGGAGGGGAGUUUCUACAGCGGACGAAAAUGGGAGGCAGGGGGAGGUCUCGCACUCAGAGGAAGCAUUUCCGGCAAAGCAGAGACAACGUAUGGAAACGAAGCAAAUUCGAUGCUCAACAGCCGUCAGACAACUCCGCCGCCGCCGACGCCGGCGAGAAAGACAACAGGAACAGCAAACCUACAUGGGAGCCUUUCGCCACUCAGAACCCCGCUUUUGAUGAGUAUUACAAGGAACAAGGAAUAGUUCCGCCGGAAGAGUGGGACAGAUUCAAUGAAUAUCUCCGGAGUCCAUUGCCUGCUGCAUUUCGAAUCAAUUCCAGUAGCCAGAUCUAUAUGGAUAUCAGAUCAAAGUUAGAGAAUGAUUUUGUGAAGUCCCUGCAGGCAGAGAUUACAGAUGGGAGUGAAGUGGAGGCAAUCAGACCGCUGCCUUGGUAUCCUGAGAACCUUGCUUGGCAAUCCAAUUUUUCUCGGAACGAGUUGCGAAAAAACCAAACACUGGAGAGGUUUCACGAGUUCUUGAAACUGCAGAAUGAAAUUGGCAACAUUACAAGGCAGGAGGCUGUCAGCAUGGUUCCUCCACUGUUCUUGGAUGUAAAUCCAGAUCAUUUUGUUCUUGACAUGUGUGCAGCUCCUGGUUCAAAAACAUUUCAAUUACUAGAGAUGAUAUAUCACUCAGUGGAAUCUGGGUCAUUACCUAGUGGAAUGGUGAUAGCAAAUGAUGUUGAUGUGCAAAGAUGUAACCUUCUUAUCCAUCAAACAAAGAGGAUGUGCACUGCGAACCUGAUAGUCACAAAUCAUGAAGCUCAACACUUUCCAAGCUGCCAUUUAAAUAGGCACCAUGCAAAGGGUUCUGAGAUACGAAAUGUGGAGGAUCCUGAUUUCACACAGCUUCAAUAUGAUCGUGUCUUAUGUGAUGUUCCGUGCAGUGGUGAUGGUACACUACGCAAGGCACCUGAUAUUUGGAGGAAAUGGAAUGGAGGAAAUGGCAAUGGUCUCCAUGGCCUACAAGUUCAGAUAGCUAUGCGAGGGAUGUCUUUGCUUAAAGUUGGGGGACGGAUGGUUUAUUCAACCUGCUCAAUGAAUCCCAUUGAGAAUGAGGCUGUGGUUGCUGAGGUUCUCCGUAGGUGUGGGGAGUCUGUUGAACUUCUUGAUGUAUCAGCUGAAAUUCCUCAGCUUAUUCGAAGGCCAGGUCUUAAAAGAUGGAAGGUUCGAGAUAGAGGAGCGUGGUUAGCUUCUUACAGAGAUGUUCCUAAAUCACGCAGAGCUGCGAUUGUACCUGGAAUGUUUCCUUCUGGCAAGACCCAUGUGGAUACAUCUGAAAAUGGUGAUGAUUCCACCAGUAUUCUCAUUGAUGAUGGUGUUAAUGAAGAUUCUAAAAAUGGGGAUCCAGUGGUGGAAGAACUCAUAACUUCCACCGACAUCCUGGAGGAGGAAGUCUCAACAUUACCUUUAGAACGUUGUAUGAGGAUAGUGCCUCAUGAUCAGAACACUGGAGCGUUCUUUAUUGCUGUCUUUCACAAGCUUUCUCCAUUGCCAGCUCUUCCUAAAAAGCCUGUUAAUCAGCCUAGGAAGUUGCAUUCCAAUAAUGAUAUUCAAGCAGAGAAGUUAACAACUGAGGUCAAAGAAGAUACUGAUCUUGUGCAAGCUAAGCCAACAGACAUUUCAUCUGUUCUUCCUGAAUUGACUAGGGGUACUGAUGCACUUGAUAAUGAGAUGAUGGAUGACACUGCUGUUGAUACAGAGUCUAGUAUAGCUCCCGAAGAAAAUGAAACAGAGGACAUUGAGCCUUCUAACAAUAUAAGUACUAAUCCAGACUCUAGUAUAACUCCUGAAGAAAAUGACACAGAGGACAUUGAGCCCUCUAACAAUACAAGUACUAAUCCAGAGAUGGUUAGAGGAAAAAGGAAGUUACAAAUUCAAGGCAGGUGGAGAGGGGUUGACCCUGUUAUCUUUUACAAGGAGGAAACAGUUGUGGGUAAGAUUAAGGAUUUCUACGGCAUCAAAGAAUCCUUCCCAUUUAAUGGUCAUCUUAUUACAAGAAAUAGUGAUAUUAACCAUGUGAAGAGAAUCUACUACACAUCGACGUCUGUGAAGAAGGUUCUUGAACUCAAUUUUUUAGGUGGACAGCAGCUUAAGAUAGCCUCUGUUGGACUGAAGAUGUUUGAACGGCAAACAUCAAAAGAUGGUACAUCUGCCCCAUGUUUAUUCCGAAUAUCAUCUGAAGGGUUGCCAUUGCUACUGCCCCAUAUAACCAAACAAAUUUUAUAUGCAUCUCCUGUUGACAUCAAGCAUCUGUUGGAGCAGAAAAGCAUUAAAUUUGCCAACUUUGUUGACGCCAACCUUGGAGAGAAGGCUUCAAAUCUAUUGCUAGGUUGCUGUGUGGUGAUUUUAAACAAAGAUGGUCUGGAAGAUCCUCAAGUGGAUUCAUCAACAGUUGCAAUUGGAUGCUGGAGAGGGAGGAGUAAUGUCUCUGUGAUGGUAACUUCUCUCGACUGUCAAGAACUUUUAGAAAGGAUGUCUCAAUACACAGAAGAGGAUCCUACCUUGUCUGUGACUGAUACUAAACCAUCUGCUGUUGAUGCCCAAGUCUCAACUCUAGACUGAUACCCGGCCAAGUCGUAAAAGCCACUGUUAUUGGAACAAACUUUUGGCUAGUUCUAACUUAUUACACCAAGUUUUUUCUUCCUUUGUUUUGUUUUGUUUUUUUCUUUAAUAGUCACAUUUUGUUAGUUAAGAAUUAAGAUUGUUGGGUUUGAUAUAGUGUACAACAUUAUAACAGCUAUAAUUUGAUUGAUAGUUUUGUUUUGUUUUUUAA